Messenger RNA from Magnolia sinica, 3248 nucleotides. Its product is annotated as protein FLOWERING LOCUS D. Lineage: Eukaryota; Viridiplantae; Streptophyta; Magnoliopsida; Magnoliales; Magnoliaceae. The record is from RefSeq and is a predicted model, not a curated record. The coding region runs from base 115 to 2559 and encodes 814 amino acids. Gene Ontology annotation, molecular function: protein binding; oxidoreductase activity. The transcript has 2 exons.
UUCACCCGACCGGCCUUCUCCAACCUCUCUCUCUCUCUCUCUCUCUCACAGCUGAUAAUCUCCCAACGCUUUUCUCUCCAUCAAAUCCAAAAAUCCGAGAAAGUAAGAAAUCAGAUGUCAGAACAAAACCCUCCAUCAAUUCCCCAUAUACAAUCCACAACCCCUUUCCAAACCUCCCUCCAAAUCCCUUCUCCUUUCCUUCCCCAAAACCCUAACCCUAACCUUAAUUACACAGAUCCCUUCCUCUCCAAGCGCAAGCGCACCAACGGUAGUAGCAGCAAUCGCCGCAAGCUCCCAUUAUCUUCCCCAUCUCUCGGUACGGACUCCUCUCUCUCUCCAUCUCUUCUUCCCCCAUCAGAAACUUCAAAUCCUCCUCCUCCCGACGUCUCCGAAGAGAUCAUCUUCAUCAACAAAGACGCCACUUCCGAAGCUCUCACCGCUCUCUCUGCCGGCUUCCCCGCCGACUCCCUCACCGAGGAAGAGAUCGACGCCUCCGUCGUCUCGUCUGUUGGCGGCAUUGAGCAGGUCAAUUACAUCCUCAUCCGCAACCACAUCCUCAGCCGGUGGCGGGAGAACGUCUUAACCUGGCUCACCCAAGACUCCUUCCUCGACGCCGUCCCGCUUCACUGUCAUCUCCUCCUUGAUUCCGCGUACGGCUUCCUGCUGUCCCAUGGAUAUAUCAAUUUCGGUAUAGCCCCUGCAAUCAAGGAGAAGAUCCCUGCUGAGGCGAGCAGGCCGAAUGUUAUCAUCAUUGGCGCUGGUUUGGCAGGCCUCGCCGCCGCCAGGCAGCUGCUGGCGUUCGGGUUCAAAGUUGUCAUCUUGGAGGGUAGGAAGAGGGCGGGUGGGCGGGUUUAUACCAAGAAAAUGGAGGGUGGGAAUCGGUCAGCUGCGGCUGAUUUGGGGGGGAGCGUCUUGACGGGCACGCUUGGGAACCCACUGGGAAUUUUGGCCCGGCAGUUGUCCUGCCUACUUCACAAGGUGAGAGAUAAGUGCCCACUGUAUAGGCCAGACGGGAAGCCAGUCGACCCUGAGAUGGAUUCCAAGGUUGAGAAUGCUUUCAACCGGCUCUUGGAUAAGGCUAGCCGGCUCAGGCAGCUCAUGGGCGAAGUUUCGGUUGAUGUCUCUCUUGGGGCGGCAUUGGAGACCUUCCGAGAGGUCUACGGUGAUGCUGUCAAUGCAGAGGAGAUGAAUCUGUUCAAUUGGCAUCUGGCAAAUUUGGAGUAUGCAAACGCGGGCCUGCUUUCAAAGCUCUCGCUUGCGUUCUGGGACCAAGAUGAUCCAUACGAUAUGGGUGGGGAUCACUGCUUCUUGCCUGGUGGGAAUGGGAGGUUGGUCCAAGCUUUGGCGGAGAAUCUGCCAAUCUUUUACGAGAAGACAGUGAAUACGAUCCGUUACGGUAGUGAUGGGGUGCAGGUUGUUGCGGGCAGCCAGGUGUACGAGGGAGACAUGGCGCUUUGCACAGUCCCGCUAGGGGUCCUGAAGAGUGGUUCAAUAAGGUUUGUACCAGAGCUUCCUCAGAGGAAACUCGACGGGAUAAAAAGGCUCGGGUUCGGGUUGUUGAAUAAGGUCGCAAUGCUGUUUCCUCACGUUUUUUGGGGCACAGAGCUUGAUACCUUUGGUCAUUUGUCCAAUGAUCCAGCUCGCCGGGGGGAGUUCUUUCUGUUCUAUAGCUAUGCAACUGUGGCUGGUGGCCCACUUCUAAUCGCACUUGUUGCAGGGGAAGCUGCACACAAGUUUGAAACUAUGCCCCCAACUGAUGCUGUCACCAGAGUUCUUCAGAUUCUCAAGGGUAUUUAUGAGCCGCAAGGAGUCAAUGUUCCGGAUCCUAUUCAAACUGUCUGCACUAGAUGGGGCUCUGACCCAUUCAGUCUAGGAUCAUAUUCUCAUGUCGCGGUGGGGGCAUCAGGUGAUGACUAUGAUAUCUUAGCAGAAAAUGUGGGAGACGGGAGACUUUUCUUUGCUGGCGAGGCUACCACUCGUCGAUACCCUGCGACAAUGCAUGGUGCAUUCCUUAGCGGUCUGAGAGAAGCUGCUAACAUGUCUCACCAUGCCAAUGCUCGAGCAUUGCAUAAAAAAUUUGAAAGAAGCCCAUCGAAGGAUGCCAAGUCUUGUGCGGUUCUUCUUGCAGAUUUGUUUAGGGAACCCGAUCUAGAAUUUGGGAGUUUUUCUGUUAUUUUCAGUCAGAAAUCUUCCGAUCCCAAGUCAACAGCGAUUUUAAGGGUCACAUUUGGUGGAUCACGGAAAAAAAGUAAUGAUGGGAUGAAGCCAGAUCAACAGCACUCAAAUAAACUGCUUUUUCAGCAGCUUCAGUCACAUUUUAAUCAGCAGCAACAGUUCCAUGUUUACACAUUGUUAUCAAGGCAACAGGCACUUGAAUUGAGAGAGGUGAGAGGAGGGGAUGAGAUGAGGUUGAAUCACCUGUGCGAAAAGCUAGGCGUGAAGUUGGUGGGAAGAAGAGGUUUGGGACCUGCUGUUGAUUCUGUUAUCGCCUCCAUCAAGGCUGAAAGAGGCAACCAAAGACCUGCUUCGACAUCUUUAGCCCUGAAAUCGACCGAGUGAAGUGAUCUAACUAUACACCUAUCUGCAUCCUUGAUCAGAGUGGUACUUAACUCUGUUGGUCCAUGGAAGAUGAACGCCAAAGCAGAAACCCUGAGAAAUCUUUCUUGCGUUGUUCAGGUACGUGCAGAUCUUCUAUUAAUUAUUAUUUUUUCUGUUUAUAAUUUCAUUCCGUUUUUAGAUUUUCUUCAGUAGGAGCUACAAUUGGUCAAUCUGUGAGAGGAAUACAUUGAUACUCUGGUAGAAUGUGAUGGACGAUAUGCAGCCACUAAGAAAUUGCUCAAAAAGUGCUUACACGCCAUACAAAUAAUUCAAACCAAACCCUACAAAUAUGGGCACCAGUUUAGAUAUAUCAUGAACUAAUAAUUACUCUUAUUCAGAUAUCAAAGUAUUAGAUUGCUGGACAUUUAUUGAAGGGUUACAAACGAAAAAUAUCCAAUGGUCCUAUUUUAAAAAACGAGUUUCCACAAAUCAGAGGUUAGGAUUGUUCAGCCAACUUGAUUCUUAUUCUGUAACUUAACAACAGUGGGGUCCACAAUUUAAUCAGUUUAAUUUGGGUUAAAUAGACCACAUUUACUAUUUCUAAGCGCCUGCAUAUCAAGUAUCAUAAACAGCCAGAGUAUCAAAUAACUCUCCUAUCUGUAAUUCAUUCAGGAAAAUGGAAAUUCUAAAUUCUGCAUAUUUCCUUGUCC